AUGUCAUUGCCACGUAAACCAAUAAAGGCGGCAACUAGCGGGUAUACAGAACCCAUCGAUAUUUGGCGACGGUACGCAACAGAACUCGAGGAGAAGGCCCUAGUUGACCCAUACUGGGAUAUCUUCCGAUUCACUGAUUCCUUACCGGACCCCACAGAACUUGUCAGGAUAGUUGGACUCUUCCUGGCCCACCGUAUACUGCAAGACACUGAGUAUCAGAACAGGCUGACUGUCUUCGACUCGGUGAGUAAGUUCCUUGGGAUGGUCCAAGAGGGGUAUAGGCAGAGCUAUGGUUACCAUACCAAAAUACACUCAGCUGAUACGGCCAUUACCCUCUACCAGAUGAUAGGGGUGUAUGAAAGACCACGUGGGAUUGAUGCAUUGGACGAGCUGGCUGCAAUACUUGCAGCUUUCGCUCACGACGUAGGUCACCCUGGGUGGUCCAAUUCCCUUUCCAAGGCGUUGGGUAUGGGCGAUCCCGAUGACCCACACCCACUCGAGAGCAUGCACGUACGUGAAACGGCGAGGAUGCUCACUGUAGCUGGGCUCGAUGAUCUUCUGGGUCCCCAUAGGCUCUCUAUGAUGAGGGAGAUGAUCCUUUGUACGUGUAUGGAAUAUCAUAGCACGAUGGUCGAAAAGGCUCAGAACUACGCCAUUGAAGACCUCACUACUCGACUCAGCGUUCUACUACAUGCGGCAGACAUCUCCAAUCCUACCAAGGAAGCGAGGUUGUGCCAAAUAUGGUCUAUUCGUUGUUCGUUCGAGUUUUGGAGGGAGCAUGAUCUAAGCCGUGAAAUCGGCGUGACUCCUCCUUCCAGUGUGCCGUCUAGAAGCCUCACAUCGCCUGGGUAUGCGAUCACCCAGUUGGCCUUCUAUGAGAACGUCGCCCUCCCCCUUUUCGCCGCUCUGGACCCCAAUUCGGAGUGGACCAUUCGACUUAUGGCCAACAUACAGUCACGUGUCGACCUUAUUGCUGCCUAUGCCCAGCCUCAAAUGAAGACGACUAAGCAGUGGAGAGCUCAUCAACCGCACCUGAGCGAUGCUGAUGUCUAUGCAUGUUCAGAGGAUGAUGGCGAGGUGUGUGUAGUAACUCCCUCGAUCUCAGUUGAGAGAGAGCCUGAGUUAGAUGCCCAACCAUCAUCAUCUGAUCAACGUCGAAGGUCCUCGUUAUUUAGUGUAUCGGCUAUUAGCAGCUAGAGGGUGUAUAUGUCGUCAUCGUAGUCUACUUGUCGUCCGUCUAGGUAUCGGUUUCUAGUCCGUAGACCGGACUCCAGUCCGAAGAAGUGCGGACUACUUCCCCUCUAUUACUACUACGUCUCCUCCGGAGUGCUCUCCGGUUACGCUGCCAUCUAGCCCUAUUCCCCAUCAGCCCUCCGGCUCGUAUGGUGCAGUUCACCACCUUCAGAGAGGAAUCAAUUCCUCUUUAUCCUUAUCCUACAAUUUCUGUCAGCAUGCACCGUUAGGGAUGUCUCUCUCUAUCGCUGCUUGUAUAGGAGCCACCUAAUUUCAAGGCGGGCUACCACUAUCACCAUUAUCAAAGUUUAUGCUGUUCCUUCCUUAUGUUCCUCUAUCACUAACCGCAGCCAUUGAGACUGCUGGUGAUCUAAUAAGAUUUCUCCCUCGCUUAGUUGUGGUAAGUAUGAAACGAUCGAGUUAAGAUAUUUAUUCUGUUAAUUCUGUUCUCUCCUGUGUAUUGAUGAUGAUGUGUCUGGUUAUCGUCACCAUAACCAGUAUUCCGUCAUGCGUCUGUCUGCUGUACGUGUAUAACCUUGUCACUAUAGCAGUGUGCAUUGACCACAACU
Messenger RNA from Perkinsus marinus ATCC 50983, 1802 nucleotides. RefSeq names its product Calcium/calmodulin-dependent 3',5'-cyclic nucleotide phosphodiesterase, putative. Gene Ontology annotation, molecular function: 3',5'-cyclic-nucleotide phosphodiesterase activity. The record is from RefSeq and is a predicted model, not a curated record. Lineage: Eukaryota; Perkinsozoa; Perkinsida; Perkinsidae. Gene Ontology annotation, biological process: signal transduction. The coding region runs from base 1 to 1197 and encodes 398 amino acids. The transcript is spliced from 3 exons.